AUGUGCAAUUUUACGCUUGUUUUCGGCAAGGACAUAAUAUCUUUCCGCUCGGGUUUUUGAUUACAAAUCCAACUCAGAAAAGCGAGACGCGGAGAUGGUUUUACAUAGUUUAGCCGUCAUUAAAAUUCAUUUCGCUUUGCAAUUGUAAUGCCUUUGGAAUCAACAGUUGGGUCUAGUAUCAGCGCUGUGCAUCACACGUGUGGGAACGAACAUGGUUCUCAGAAAAAUAUGUAACACAACGCGUCGCCUCUGCACAAUGAUGUCACGUAACAAGCUAGUGUUGUACGGCGACGACGCUUCCCCGCCAGUACGCUUCGUACGGAUGACGGCCUGCAUGCUGGAUAUUCCGCUGGAGUAUAGACUUGUCGACCUCUUCAAGGGAGAACACAGGACCGAGGAGUAUAAAAAGAUAAACCCUCUCCAAAAAGUGCCAGCUCUGGUGACGGGCACGCAGGUGAUAGCGGACAGCCACGCAAUAGCCCUGCAUCUGUGCGCGCUCGCCGGAGCCCGAGGGCGCCGCUUGCUGCCCGCGGAGCCCCACCGCGCCGCCGUCCACGAGAUGAUGUUCUACAACGCUAGCACCUUGUUCCCCAUUGACAGCUACGUUCUGUCAUCAUUUUUCGCCGGCCGACGGCCGGCGGAGGAGAAAAUUGAGGAAUGGCAGCGCGGCCUGGACCACCUCGAGCACAAACUGAAAGACCGCACCUGGCUGACUGGUGACGAGAUGACUAUCUGCGACUUAUGUAUAAUCGCGACCACCACGUCUAUGGAGACCCUGAUGCCGGUGACGCGUCGCCACGAUCGAGUGAUGCAGUGGAUGAGGCGGUUUGAAGACUUGCCGUGCUAUGAUAUUAACAAAUUGGGAGUAGAACGGCUUCGUAGCUUUGUUGAAAGUAAAAAAAAUAAUUUGUAUGAAGUUUUCUUCACUAUACCGGUCUUUAAAGUUUAGUUGGCAUCGAUAAGGCUGAAUCUACUAGGUAAGCCUAUUUUUAAGUUAUUUGCUUUAGACUCGCGCUCGCCACUUAUUUUCAAAAUAAUAUAAUACCUCUGCAUAACAAUAUCUGAGGCGCUAGCUAGUGUAUUUUUAAUGAGUACUUACCUACUAUUAUAUCGGAAUGUUUUUUGUCUAAUUUACAUUCCAUUAAUUUCUCUAAUAAAAAAAAUAAGAAAAAGUCCUAGACGCAUAAGGACAACGAUUCCUGAAGAUAUUAGAAAAGUUGACUUACUGAAUUAAGUAUCUACCUAUUUAAUUACCAAGAUUAAAUAUUUACUUGGAUUUUAUUACCGAAAUGCUGUAUAGGCGCUAGGACACGUCGUGAUUUUACCUACACGCGCUCAGCCACAAUAAUAAUACAAAAACAAACUUAUCAACAACAAUAUAAUUAUAAUACAAAUUAAAUAAAGCGAUAACAAUUCUGUAAAUGGAAUGAAUGUGACACUGAAGUCUGAACACAAAGUAGGUAUAACAUGUCAAAUACAAGUAUAUUAUAUUUAGUUACUUUAAGUACACCGUUUUGGGGCUUACAAUUUGAAGUUCUAAUA
Messenger RNA from Aricia agestis (brown argus), 1542 nucleotides. Its product is annotated as glutathione S-transferase E14-like. The record is from RefSeq and is a predicted model, not a curated record. The transcript has 5 exons. Gene Ontology annotation, molecular function: glutathione transferase activity. Gene Ontology annotation, biological process: glutathione metabolic process. NCBI's taxonomy places the organism in Eukaryota, Metazoa, Arthropoda, Insecta, Lepidoptera, Lycaenidae. Bases 212 to 949 code for a protein of 245 amino acids.